ACCUCUCGCAGCGCGGACAGCGGAUGAAGAUGCUGCUGCUGUGCUCUGCCUGGAUGCCGCAUGUCCGUUACCCAAACUUUCUGGCGCACACAUCAUAUCUUCGCUCGGGUACCACGGGCAGAUCACAUUACGUCCUGAUCAUAACAUCCUCUGCAACAGUUGCUACACGAAUGCUGUCCAAGGUGUGUGCAAAAGCAGUACAAACGCCAAUAUGUAGCGAUGUCGAUAUGUCACAUUAUGUCCAAGCAGAAUGUGUCACUACUUGACAAGAACUUAUAUUAUUGCACCCGUUAUUGUAGAAAAGAUCUCAGUCCAUUGGUACGACUGAGAUGUGGGUGCUUUGAAUAUAUGUUUCCUUCAGUUCUGACUCCCCGGUAGAUACUAGAUACACAUUUUUGUUGCAGAUACCAAGAAACG
Messenger RNA from Suillus subaureus, 417 nucleotides. RefSeq lists its product as uncharacterized. The record is from RefSeq and is a predicted model, not a curated record. NCBI's taxonomy places the organism in Eukaryota, Fungi, Basidiomycota, Agaricomycetes, Boletales, Suillaceae. The transcript has a single exon. The coding region runs from base 24 to 266 and encodes 80 amino acids.